Messenger RNA from Lolium rigidum, 2077 nucleotides. RefSeq names its product pyruvate decarboxylase 2-like. The transcript has 6 exons. NCBI's taxonomy places the organism in Eukaryota, Viridiplantae, Streptophyta, Magnoliopsida, Poales, Poaceae. The coding region runs from base 16 to 1815 and encodes 599 amino acids. The record is from RefSeq and is a predicted model, not a curated record. Gene Ontology annotation, molecular function: carboxy-lyase activity; magnesium ion binding; thiamine pyrophosphate binding.
CGCCCUGAGAUCGUGAUGGACACCACCAUGGGCCCGGCGCCGACGGCGGCCAACGACGCGGUGGGCUGCCCGGCGUCGGCGCACGGGGCCCCGAUCAUGUCCGCGUCGCCCGCCGCCGGCGAGGCCUCGCUGGGGCGGCACCUGGCGCGCCGCCUGGUCCAGGUCGGCGUCGGCGACGUCUUCGCCGUGCCCGGGGACUUCAACCUCACGCUGCUCGACCACCUCAUCGCCGAGCCCGGCCUGCGCCUCGUCGGCUGCUGCAACGAGCUCAACGCCGGCUACGCGGCCGACGGCUACGCGCGCGCCCGCGGCGUCGGCGCCUGCGCCGUCACCUUCACCGUCGGGGGGCUCAGCGUGCUCAACGCCAUCGCGGGCGCCUACAGCGAGAACCUCCCCGUCAUCUGCAUCGCCGGCGGGCCCAACUCCAACGACUACGGCACCAACCGCAUCCUCCACCACACCAUCGGCGUCCCCGACUUCUCCCAGGAGCUCCGCUGCUUCCAGACCAUCACUUGCUACCAGGCUGUGGUCACCAAUUUGGACGACGCACACGAGCAGAUCGACACCGCGAUUGCCACGGCGCUCAGGGAGAGCAAGCCCGUGUAUAUCAGCAUCAGCUGCAAUCUCCCCGGGCUACUGCAUCCCACCUUUACCCCGGAUCCAGUCCCCUUGUUCCUCGCCCCCAAGAUGAGCAACAAGAUGGGGCUCGAGGCUGCAGUGGAGGCAACUGUCCACUUCCUGAACAAAGCGGUGAAGCCAGUCCUAGUUGCCGGCCCCAAAUUGCGCGUGGCAAAGGCAGCAAAGGCCUUCGGGGACCUUGUAGAUUCCAGUGGCUAUGCCUAUGCGAUAAUGCCAUCGGCCAAGGGGCUUGUGCCAGAGACGCACCCGCACUUCAUUGGCACCUACUGGGGCGCCGUCAGCACCGCGUUCUGUGCCGAAAUUGUUGAGUCGGCCGACGCGUACCUCUUCGCAGGCCCUAUCUUCAAUGACUACAGCUCUGUUGGCUACUCUUUCCUGCUCAAGAAGGACAAGGCUAUCAUCGUGCAGCCUGAUCGUGUAACCGUUGGGAACGGCCCGGCAUUCGGCUGCAUUAUGAUGAAGGAGUACUUGUCUGAAUUGGCUAAGCGGGUUCAGAAGAACACCACUGCCUACGAGAACUACAAGAGGAUAUUUGUCCCUGAGGGUCAUCCACUGAAGGGCGAGGCGAACGAGGCGCUGCGUGUCAAUGUGCUCUUCAAGCACAUCCAGAAUAUGCUUACGAGUGACAAUGCAGUUCUAGCCGAGACCGGUGACUCCUGGUUCAACUGCCAGAAGCUGAAGCUGCCUGAGGGCUGCGGGUAUGAAUUCCAAAUGCAGUACGGUUCGAUUGGAUGGUCAGUGGGUGCAUUGCUUGGGUACGCACAAGGAGCAAACGACAAGCGUGUCAUUGCCUGCAUUGGUGAUGGUAGCUUCCAGGUGACAGCACAGGAUGUGUCGACUAUGCUGCGGUGCGAGCAGAACAGCAUAAUCUUCCUGAUCAACAAUGGUGGAUACACCAUCGAGGUGGAGAUCCACGAUGGACCUUAUAAUGUCAUCAAGAACUGGAAUUACACCGGCCUUGUGGACGCCAUCCACAAUGGGGAGGGCAAAUGCUGGACUGCCAAGGUGAAGUGCGAGGAGGAGCUUACGGCGGCGAUAGAGACUGCGCUAGGGGAGAAAAAGGACUCCUUCUGCUUCAUUGAAGUGAUCGCGCACAAGGACGACACCAGCAAAGAGCUUCUGGAAUGGGGCUCCAGGGUCUCUGCUGCCAACUCUAGGCCACCGAACCCUCAGUAGACCAAGCAUGCGCGGCUCAAUUGUAGCAGUAGUAGCAACACGUUGGCUGUUGGGCGCCAUCAAAUAAUGUGAACAAUUUGCCUUUGGCCUUCUGUUAUAUGUUCCUCUGUUAUGUAGUUAGUUCUGUGUCUAGUUUUUAAGCCCAUCCCGUGUUUUACCCUGCGAAUGCUACGACGAUUAUGAGACUUUUUUUAGCUUGCCUUGGCUAUUUGUGUACUAGUAUCUGCUAUGAAAAUGUUUGGCCGGGUAAAAUUGAAAAUCA